This is a messenger RNA of Electrophorus electricus (electric eel), 3098 nucleotides long. It is a transcript of the gene stx5al, whose product is annotated as syntaxin 5A, like. Gene Ontology annotation, biological process: intracellular protein transport; endoplasmic reticulum to Golgi vesicle-mediated transport; vesicle fusion. Gene Ontology annotation, molecular function: SNARE binding; SNAP receptor activity. Lineage: Eukaryota; Metazoa; Chordata; Actinopteri; Gymnotiformes; Gymnotidae. Gene Ontology annotation, cellular component: endomembrane system; SNARE complex; Golgi membrane. The record is from RefSeq and is a predicted model, not a curated record.
UUUUAAUUCAAGACCCGGAUAAUCACGGUUAGCAGCGCUUCACAAAACAAAAAGGGAAAGUAGUUGGAGCUGUGGGCUACCUGGGGAAUGUGUUGGAUCCAUGAACACUCGUCGCCGUCACGGUCCUAGGAGCAGCCAGGAAGGGGUGUACACUGGGCCUUCACAGACCCAGUUCCAGUUGGCACCACCGCUGGAGACCCCUCGGGCUAUCCCUCCUGUAGACAACAGCGGUAUGUCCUGCCGAGACCGCACCAGUGAGUUUCAGUCUGUGUGUAAGUCUCUACAAGGGAGACAGAAUGGAGCACACGCCGUUAAACCAGUUCACACUGCAGUCAGGCAACGGAGUGACUUCACUCUCAUGGCAAAGCGAAUUGGUAGAGACCUUAGCAAUACUUUUGCCAAGUUGGAAAAGCUCACAAUACUUGCCAAAAGAAAAUCCCUCUUCGAUGACAAAGCAGUAGAGAUUGAUGAGUUGACAUAUAUUGUGAAACAGGAUAUUAACAACCUGAAUAAACAGAUUGCUGAGCUGCAGACUCUGGUUCGUUUUAGAAACAGUCCAAACAGCAGACAUCUUCAGACACAUUCCAACACUAUUGUUGUUUCACUUCAGUCAAAACUGGCAUCAAUGUCAAGUGACUUCAAGGCAGUUCUGGAGGUCAGGACAGAGAAUCUAAAGCAGCAGCGAAGCAGACAAGAGCAGUUUUCUCAGUCUGCAGCCUCCACCACCUCAUUCCACAACAGCAGCUUAAGCAAUUCAGUGUUGAUGCAGGAUGAUUCUAAGAAAGCGGACAUCUCCAUAGACAUGGACCUCCGCUCCAGCCAGCAGAUGCAGCUCAUCAACGAGAAGGACUCUUAUAUUCAGGACCGUGCAAACACCAUGCAGAACAUAGAGUCUACCAUUGUGGAGCUGGGGUCUAUAUUUCAGCAGCUAGCCCACAUGGUGAAGGAGCAGGAGGAGACAGUUCAGAGGAUUGAUUCUAAUGUCGAAGACACUCAGCACGUGGACCUCGCUCAUGCCGAAAUCCUCAAGUACUUCCAGUCGGUCUCCAACAACCGCUGGCUGCUUAUCAAAUCUUCCUAAUCCUAUCAUUUUCUUUUUUGUCUUUGUGCUGUUCAUGUCUUGAAAGCUGUGAACACAUGGUUGGAUGCAGGAUUUGGAAGCACUUUAGAAGAGGCCAUGUCUGACAGGAGUUGAGGAUUGGGGAAGUAUUAGAAAGUAAAACAGUGACAUGGAGACAGUAUAAACACACUUCCUCUCCUUGCUCAGAUACUCAUUCGAUAUCUGGGUAAACUUGUAUUGCUGAGUGCUGUACACUUACAGGCAAGCUCUGUCCUUUAAUAAUGUGAUUAAGUCUGUUUCUUCUAGAAAAAAAAGUUGCACCUUUGGAACACAAGCAGUGUUAUUUGGUCCUACUAAAGUGGUGAUGUAAUACUGUCAGAAACAUAUUAUAUGUGGUCAAAAGAAUUGGGUUUUCGGUUUGGAGAAGUUUUAUGUAUAAAAAGAAAUUUCAUCUCUCUUUUUUAGUUCAGAGGAGGACCACAGGUGCUUAGAGGGCUUCAUUCAUUCAUCCUUUUAAUGGUUCACUAGUAGUUGGUUGUUGAAUAAUACAUGAAUGGCCUGAAACUGCCAUUUCAUUCUCUUAGGAUUGGUUAAGAGAUUCAGUGGCCACAUUAAGAUUCAUACAACAAUCCAGACACAGGAAAUUCUCUGGUUAAUGUCCCAGUUUUACUAGUUACAUAUCUUGGCAGUAAGCCCUUGGCAUGCACUCAUGCUUAAUGUAACUUAACAACUUCCAGUACAGAGUCGCUAAUGUUAAAUUAGCCCAUUAGAGUGGGAUAUUUGAUAGUAUGUAAGCAUCUUUUAAAAGAUUCUGUAAACUCUUGUUUGACCUUAAUAUUGUGCACAAAAGUAUUUACAAAAUAUGAUGUUUGGGCUUGGUCUUGAUUGACUCAAUGAAGAGGAAGUCUCAAGAAACUACAACAAAAACCACUUGUAGACAUUACACUGAUGUCUGAAUUGUGGGACAUUUAUCAUACGGUACAAAAGACAUCCAGUGUCAGAAAUAAUGAAAACAGUAAUUAAGUCUAAGUUAAAUAAUUAAGUCAAAACUAACUUUUUACACUAGUUAAUCACAAACAGGGUUACAGCAUUUAAGGAAUGCGACUUACUGUUCAAUCUAACAUUCCACUUCAUAAAAUGUAGGAGUACUGUGAACUGAGAAGAAUAAAACCACAUAAUGUGGAAUAUGAACUGACUGCAAGGGAUGCUUAAAGGAGGUGAAUUUAGCAUUAAUUUCCCAUAUUACCUUAACACUGCACUGUAAGUAGUCUUUAUUUGUGCUUUCAGAGAGCAUCUACUGUCUUACAGCUGCGUUCUUUUAUGUUGCAAUUAUCACUUUUCAAAAUAGCUCACUGCUUUAGACUUGAGUACUGUUGGUCAGUAGUUUGUCUACAGAUUCUCAGGUGUAGAAAAAUAUUUUCCUCAAAGCUUUGCUCAAAAUUCUAAAAAAAAAAAAAAAGAAAAAAGAAAAAAUCACAUUGGUUCUUUUAUGUUCUGACUGUAAUUUUAAUUAAGCAUUGAUCAAUAUUUCCAAACUAUGUAAGAACUGAAUCUUGGGCACUCUGUAAUAUGUGACAGUAGGUGCAUAUUUUUAUGUAAUUAAUACACUGUCUAUGAAGAAUUAAUACAAUUUCUAGAGACAUCAAAGUCCAGAAGUAAACGCUGAUUAUAUGCAUAUUCACUGGUUCAUGGUUCUUGAGUGUUACAGUACAUGUUAGAAUUCCAGUAACAUGUUAAUAAUGUUUGCCAUCCAUCUGCCCCAGUAACAUUGGUCACAAAAGGAUUUUUGUUUCCUGUAAAAGAAAACAAAACUAAAAACAUAUUUUUACAUGCUUAUGGCAAAUAUGUUUUCUGAAUUGAUAACUCACCCAUAGUUGUGGGGUUUUUAUAUAUAUUUUUUUUGGUUCCAGUGUAUGUUUCAUUAUGUAUAGUAUCCAAGCAGUACCAAGGAGAGGAUCGCCUCUAUCUUGGCAGACUACUGCAGGACACUGAAGGGGGAUGUUCCUGAGGACAAAUAUAGGCAAAAAUCAUAAAUGUG